AUGGAAGCUCCCGAAUCAAGGGUCUUGAUCAUAAUUACGGGAGGUACGAUAUGUAUGCAACCAUCCGAAAAUGGUCUUGUGCCAGGUAAAGGAUUCUUGAAAAAUGGACUGGCUCCCCGACCCUCGUUCAACGACGGCUCAUAUCCUGAACCUCUCGAGAUUGUGACGGACGGAAAAGGCACUCGCAAGGCCGUGCAGAGCUUGCGCACUCCUCCAAGCACUUACGGUCGGCAGGUCCGAUACAGUGUUCUCGAAUUUGAACACUUGCUUGACAGCAGCAGCAUUGAUGCCGAAGGCUGGGACCAGAUCGCAAGAACGGUUGAACGGAACUAUCAACUUUACGAUGGCUUUGUUGUCCUACACGGAACCGAUUCACUGGCUUACACCAGUAGUGCGCUCAGCUUCAUGCUUCAAAAUCUCGGAAAGCCCGUCAUUCUUACUGGAUCGCAAGCACCAAUGAUGCAACUGCAGAACGACGCCCAGGAUAACCUGCUGGGAGCCCUCGUCAUCGCUGGUCAUUUCAUGAUUCCGGAAGUCUGCUUGUUCUUCAACUUCAAGCUCUUCAGAGGCAAUCGCGCCACCAAGGUUUCAGCCGACGACUUCAAUGGAUUUGCCAGUCCCAACAUGCCUCCCCUUGCUACUAUCAGCAGUCUGAGGACGAAUGUGGAUUGGGACCUGGUUUACAGACCGAGAAUCGUCAAUCCCUUCUGUGUGCAUUCAAACUUGGACACUGCCCAUGUGGCUUGUCUGCGUGUGUUCCCCGGCAUCAAGCCAGAGAUGGUCGACCUAUUCCUUCGCACAGACGGACUCAAAGGACUGGUACUCGAGACUUUUGGCGCCGGAAAUACACCCGGAGGACCGGACUCACCGAUGACCAGGGUUUUGGCUGACGCCGUCAAGCGCGGAAUCGUCAUCGUUAACGUCACACAAUGUCUCAGUGGAAGUGUCAGCCCACUGUACGCCCCAGCAACCUAUCUCGGCCGCGCAGGCGUAGUGUUCGGUCAAGACAUGACCACCGAAGCUGCAUUGACCAAGCUUUCAUAUCUGCUCUCGAUGCCUGGCUCGACCCCUGAGGAUGUGGCCAAACAGAUGCACAACUCGCUCAGAGGUGAGCUGACAGAGAGAGGAAGAACGCAUUUCCAGCAUCCUACUAGCGGCACUUUGACUCCAGAAAUCUCGAGUUUGACUGCGCUGGGAUAUGCCAUACAAGACGGAGAUGCCUUGAGCGUUAGAGACGUAGUAAGGGGCGAGAACCGUUGGCUUCUCAAUGACGUGGACUACUCAGGAAAUACACCUGUGCAUCUUGCCGCGACCGGACCCAAUGUUGAUGUGCUAAAGGAAAUGCUCAAUCUUGGUGCUAGCGUCCAUCUUCGCAAUCGCAAUGGCCGCACGCCACUCUUCGUCGCUGCCCAUGCUGGUCUUCCUCACCAUGUUGAGGCUUUGAGAGAAGCAGGCGCACAUUUGCACUCUGACGAGCUGGCCACAGCUAAGAUAUUCUCCAAGUCAGAUCCUCAUCCAGAUGUCUGGACGCUUGCCGGCGUUGAAGAGCAUUGA
Molecule: messenger RNA, 1554 nt
Organism: Aureobasidium pullulans EXF-150
Lineage: Eukaryota; Fungi; Ascomycota; Dothideomycetes; Dothideales; Saccotheciaceae
Product: asparaginase-domain-containing protein
Exons: 3
Coding region: 1-1554 (517 amino acids)
Molecular function (GO): protein binding; asparaginase activity
Source: RefSeq, a predicted model, not a curated record